Messenger RNA from Trematosphaeria pertusa, 1422 nucleotides. Its product is annotated as subtilisin-like protein. Gene Ontology annotation, molecular function: serine-type endopeptidase activity; tripeptidyl-peptidase activity. NCBI's taxonomy places the organism in Eukaryota, Fungi, Ascomycota, Dothideomycetes, Pleosporales, Trematosphaeriaceae. Gene Ontology annotation, biological process: proteolysis. Bases 28 to 1422 code for a protein of 464 amino acids. The transcript is spliced from 4 exons. The record is from RefSeq and is a predicted model, not a curated record.
CCGCAGAAAUGGACGCGGCGACCGCGGAUGAAUGCGUCUGCCGUCUUGCCUGUUCGCAUCGGCUUGAAGCAAAGAAACAUGCAUCGAGCCCACGAGUACCUAGACUCCGUCUCCAAUCCGAAGUCUAGGAACUAUGGCAAGCACUGGUCGAUUGACGAGAUUACGGAGACCUUCGCGCCCAGCGAUGAGAGCCGAGUUGCAGUCCUGAAAUGGCUAUCCGACAACGGCAUCUCAUCAGUCAAGAAUGAGGGCGCCCUACAUACUCUGGAGUUCGAUUUGUCAGUCGAAGGCGUCGAGAGGCUUCUGAGCACGGAGUACUACGUUUACAGUCAUACUGAAAACGGCCAAGGUCACGUUGCUUGCGAGGAGUAUAACUGCUUGGACGCCGUCACUCCCGACUGCCUUCGAGCUCUCUAUAACAUUCCUGAGCCAUCCGACGAGCCAAGCGAAGACAACAGCUUCGGCAUCGUCGAAUACAACCCAAAUACCUACGUCUCCGAAGACCUCGACACCUUCUUCAGCAAGUACGAGCCCUCCACCGUAGGCGCCCCAGAUGUCGUCCUGGUCAACAACGGCAGCCUCGACUACUCCAACGCAUCCAACUUCAACCUACACGACGAAUCCAACCUCGACCUACAAUUUGCCAUGGCGCUUGUCAGUCCUCAAAACGUAACACUCUACCAAGUCGGCGAAAACGAGAUGACCGGCGCCGACGCCAACUUCAUCAAGACGAAACUCGGCCUGCAAGGCGUCUCGGUGCUCUUCUCAGCCGCGGAUAACGGCGUUGCCGGAAACUCGCAAGACGAGUGCGUAGACAACCGCUUCCAGCCCGACUUCCCUGCAACCUGCCCGUACGUCACCGCAGUGGGAGCCACGCAGCUCGACGAUAGCAUUACCGACAUCGCCGGCACGCUUUCCUCCGGCCGCCAGCCCGAAGUCGCCAUCAACUCGUCCGUCAAAUCCGGUGGUGGCUUCAGCGACGUGUUCGCCCUGCCCGAUUACCAGGCCGAUAUCGUAUCAGCGUACCUCAAAAACAUGCCGCCGCCUUACACAGCGGACCGUUUCAAUAACUCCGGCAACGCCCGCGCACUGCCCGAUAUCUCGGCCAACGGACACAACUACGCGGUCUUCGUGGGCGGAGCUCAGCAGUCAGUUGAUGGGACUUCUGCUUCCACCCCUCUCUUCGCGUCAAUGAUUACGCUGAUAAAUGAGGAGAGGAUAAAAGCGGGCAAGAGCUCUGUAGGCUUUCUCAACCCGGUGCUUUACCAGUACGCGGACAAGUAUAUCAAGGGUGUCACCGCUGGUAGUAAUCCCGGUUGUGGCACUGAUGGGUUUGAGACUGUGGGAGGUUGGGAUCCUGUUACGGGCUUGGGAACGCCUGACUUUAGGGGGUUGAUGGAGGCUUUUAUGGGAUUGGAUUAG